Messenger RNA from Saccostrea echinata, 667 nucleotides. Its product is annotated as hemagglutinin/amebocyte aggregation factor-like. The transcript has 5 exons. The record is from RefSeq and is a predicted model, not a curated record. Lineage: Eukaryota; Metazoa; Mollusca; Bivalvia; Ostreida; Ostreidae. The coding region runs from base 1 to 639 and encodes 212 amino acids.
AUGGAGGAGCUAGCACCCCUGGCAAACCUGACACAACUGCCGAGCGCCUCCAUGAUCAGGAAAAACGGAAAACCAGCAGACAAUUUAAUGGUAGAUCUAAGAGAAAUACAUCAAAUGAUUUUAUUUUCUAUGUGUUUGGUCCUGGCUUUUAAAGAUGUUUUAAGUUUCAAAAAUAAAUGGGAUGGUGCUCUAAACUUCAGUUGUCGAUCCCCAACUGAGUUUAUUGAUGCAAUAGUAUCAUUUCACCACAACCAUUACGAAGACAGAAGAUACGAACUCCAUUGUGGUACAGCUCUAAAACAAGAGAAGGAUAUAAACUGUCAUUGGACAGGAUACGUCAACGACUUUGACCACGCAGUCCACUACCGGUGUCCGGGUGCAGGGUACAUCAACGGUAUGGCAAGCUAUCACCACAAUGCUUAUGAAGAUAGACGCCAUAGAUUCCGUUGCUGCGGCCCCCGAAGUUUAAAUUAUCAAUACAAAGAGUGUCGUUGGACAGGAUGGGUGAAUAAUUAUGACCAACCUGUUGUAUAUUUCGUACCAAAGGGUCAUGUUCUGCGUGGUGUCAACAGUGUCCAUCACAAUCAUUAUGAGGAUCGGCGAUUCCAGUUUGAAGUUUGUAAAUUGGUCAAAAAGUAGUGCACUCAUCUGAAAAAAAAAAGGGUCU